Molecule: messenger RNA, 4258 nt
Organism: Priapulus caudatus
Lineage: Eukaryota; Metazoa; Priapulida; Priapulimorpha; Priapulimorphida; Priapulidae
Product: probable E3 ubiquitin-protein ligase MGRN1
Exons: 4
Coding region: 122-2035 (637 amino acids)
Biological process (GO): protein ubiquitination
Cellular component (GO): cytoplasm
Molecular function (GO): ubiquitin protein ligase activity
Source: RefSeq, a predicted model, not a curated record
CAAAAGGUCGACUGGUAUCAAUAUCCGCUUUCGUGUUUGGGUUUCUAAAUCUCAGCUUUUUGUGUUGAUUGUUUGAGAUUUAACACUAAAUAUAUAAACAGUUGCGUGCUAGUCAUUGAAGAUGGGUGCAUUAGCCAGCCGACAGAACGCUGGUGUCGAAGAAGUGGAUAUCACGACACAUAAUGCGUAUAGAUACCCUCCGAAGUCAGGGUGUUAUUUUGGCAGUCAUUUCAUCAUGGGAGGUGAAAGAUUUGACACUACUCCUCCAGAAGCAUACCUCUUUGGUGAGAAUGCAGACCUUAACUUCCUAGGAAACCGACCAACUCCUUUCCCAUAUCCUGCACCGCAAGCCAAUGAGCCAAUAAAGACUCUCAAAAGCCUGGUCAACAUUCGGAAAGAUUCAGUGCGCUUUGUGAGGUCGGCGGAAACGCCGAAGGCCAGCGGCGAUGAGACCGCGCUGAACACCGAGCCGAACACUCGCUACAACAUCGAGUUCACGUUCGACUGCGACGUGCGCUGUGCGAUCACCAUCUACUACUUUGCGACGGAGGAGCUCGCGAACGGCAUGGUCGUCUACCAUCCGCGUGACCCCGCGAUGAACUCCGAGACCUACCACUACAAGCGCGGCGCCAACCAGCAGUUCGCGCAGACGUCGCACGUGUUCGAUCCGUCGCGGCACGCCGACGACGACCUCAACUACAGCCCCGAACGCGAGGUGCUUCCCGUCGUCGUGCAGUGCGUGACGGACGAGACGGAGGACUUCUCGCGGCAGGCGCACAUCACGUUCUGCUACGUCGAGCGCUCGUCGGACGGCGCCUUCUCGCUGAAGCCGCUCAAGCAGAAGCAGAUGGUCGACGGACUCUGCUACCUGCUGCAGGAGAUAUACGGCAUCGAGAACAAGAACGCCGACAGCGGCGCGAAAGCGGGCGACGAGGACGACGUGGACGACAACGGCUCCGAGUGCGUCAUCUGCAUGUCGGAGGUGCGCGACACGCUCAUCCUGCCCUGCCGGCACCUGUGCCUCUGCAACUGCUGCGCCGACUCGCUGCGCUACCAGGCGAACAACUGCCCGAUAUGCCGGUCGCCGUUCCGCGCGCUCCUGCAGAUGCGAGCGCUCCGAAAGAAGGUCGCCGGGGUGGCGCCACCGCCGCCGCCCGCGUCGGAGGCGGAGGACUCCUCGGGACCGGCGGUGCACGACGCGGGUGUGCCGCCGGGAUACGAAGCGAUCUCGCUCAUCGAGGCGCUCAACGGGCCGAGCCAGUCAUCGCGGCAACGCGAACCGUCGCUGCCGGCACCGCGCACGGAGGCCGGCGGAGUCGCGGCGGCGCCACCGUCGUACCGCAGCCCCGAGCGCGCGCGCCUCGGCGUCCCGAACGGCGACGUCGCCUCGCAGGAGCCCGGCCGCAACUUGACGCUGGGUCUCGCGGCGGCGGCGGAGAGCGGCGCGGCGGAGUCGCCCGGAGGUGGCGGCGGCGACACGCCCGAGGUCAUCAUGUCCGGAGUGGCGCGCACGCCGGAGAAGGACGCGUCACGCGCGGGGAAGUCGACGGCGAAGCGUGACACGAAGGAGGAGCAGGAGGAAGAGGAGGAGAGCAGCGAGUGUACCGUGCUCUUUCUUCCCGAGGAGGACAGGGUGGAGAUCGUGGACGAGAUGCAGCAGCCACGCCACACGAGGUUUGCGAAGCGCACAGUGGAGGACGAGGAGGAGGAGGCAGAGGAGGAGGAGGAGGAGGAGGAGGGGGACGUCGAUGGUGCUGCUUCCGAGGUGGGGUCCGAGGAAGAGGAAGCUGUUAAGGAUCAGGAAGCGAAACAGACGCAUACCGAGGAUUUAGAGAGUAGCAAACCGCCGAGACAGGUGCCGGAAAAGACCAGUAUUCCAUCAGGCACGGCUGCGGUGAAGGACUGCAUUAGGUUGCCGGGCACGCCCGACGUGGACCGAGUGAGCGGGGAGAGCUACGGUUCCUCCUGCAGCACUAAUCGGCUACUGGAAGAGAAUCAAGCGGCGAACAGUGGGAAUAAGACCACCAUGCUGUGAUGCGCCUGCAUCCACACAUCGUCCGGUGAUUUGAUGGAACAUGCAGCGACUAGAGAGAACACGAGUGAUCGAAAAAAUAUUGACAGUGUUGACGUUGACAUCCUUGUUUUCGAAUAGUAGCAGUUUUGUGAUUUUGAUCAAAAUCUGUUAUAAUUGGAUUUGUAACUACGUGUACUAUAGCAAUUCUUGUUAUUCUACAUGUAACUACAUGUUGGACCUCCCUGGUCCGGAAAGCUUGCGGCCAUCCUAGUUCUGGAUUAGUGAAAAUUUCGAAGGACCGAACCUGAAGUUAAGAGAGACAAAAUAAUGCAUACACUGCAUUAUUAUUGAUACCGAUGAAACUUAUAAGUAGUAUGUAGAGAGUAUAAACCUAACCUAGGCUUACUCGACCCCUUUUUGACAGUAUUACUGUGGUGGCACAAGUUACUGUACUGUGACACGUAAAUAAAUAAAUUAGUAGAUAAAGCUAACGGCUGCCAAAUGAAAUCACCUCAUUCUGAAUCCUCGAAGCUGCCAAACGGUUGGAUUACGGAUUCAAUUGAGGUUUGACCUGUCGUAUAAAUUCGUUCAAGUUAUGCUAUUGAAAUAUUUGAAAUGGUGGAUGUAGGUAAAUAUCAGGUGUUGCGAUGUGGGACACCUGUGGUCCAGCCGUCUUCUUACUGACCAUAAUGCCUAUGAACAUGUGUGUCGGUGUUUUGACAUGCAGCAUAGACAAACAUUUACCAACAGUUUGUGCUGUCACUUUGGACCGGGUAUAUUAUAUGUAUAUGUGAUCAAUAUUUAAUCAGUGCAUGAUCCAUGUUUGUGUAUAUAUAUGUAUAAAUUGUAAGCACAAUGUCAUGUAGACAGGGCAUAAACAGUCUGUAAGUAUUUGAUUUUAGUGAAAGCCCAUAUAGGUGCCCCCCCUCCAUAUUCUGGUAAGUGUGUGUGAUUUUCGCCACUUUGUUAAUAACAAUAUUAGCUGUCUAAACUUCUCCAACAAAUCAUUAUUGCAACUAGAUAUUGUGCUGUGUUUAAUAUCUUACAUGAAUUGAUACGACAACAUGUUGGUCUACAUCAUAUGGUUGUAUUAUCUCAGCUAGUUAUAAUAAUUUAUUUUUGCAAUUCUGUUGAGUUACUAUAUGUAUUACGAUAAUUAAGACAAUGGGUCUCUGCAAUAGGUAACAGACCCCGAACCCUCAAUAUAGAUAUUUGUUUUCUUAUAUUCUUUAGUUGGCGAAACUUAAUAUGAUAUUUUACCCUGUACCUUGGUGUAAGGGAGUGAAUUACAGCUAUCCUGGCUGGUGAACAUAUCUAUAUGGUAAAUAGUAUAGAUAUGUUUACACUAUCUUCAUGCCUCAUAUAUAUUGCUUCUAUUCCAUUCAGCAUGCGCGCCAAAGAAAAGGCAAAAAGUACACUUUUACUAGACGUUCUUGCGUCGAUGAUUACUAUAAAGGUAAUGUUUUAGUCCGUUCUUGCAUAUAAAUAUUAUCAGGGGUAGAUAAUGACAAUCUUUUUCAUAUUAUAACCUUAGCUUGUCACGAAAAAACAAAUAAAAUUCUUCUUUAGUGUGUAUCACAGCAGGAACCAAGGUUGAUACGGUUCCACAUGAACACAGUCAAACGCGUUAGCGGUCACACCUAUAGAACGGUCACCUGUCUAUAAAGGUCAUAUGCAUUUUCUCUUGUGUGCAGUUAUACAGCCAACCCACCUCUGUAAGACGGGAGUGUGUCCCCAAAGCCCACUUCCCCUUUGCUGUUUCAUUUGAGUUGGCUUUAUAUACUAGUUUUACUGUAUAUAAUUGAUUUUUGUGAAAAUGUAAAAAAAUAGUGUAUCCACAAUAUUUAAAGAUGAACGAAAAUGGAUUUAUACGCAGUAUAUAGAUAUAAAGGAUUGCGAAUUUAAGAGAGAAGUAAUCAAUUUGUUCAUUAUCUGUUUCAACCAUAGAAAUAGUAUAGGUAUACUGUACUAGUGUCUGUAGUGUAGGUAGUAGUGUCGCUAUAUAUUUCUAUGGUUUCAACAGAUUAAAAAAGAAAUAAAUGAGCUCACUUACUACCAAGAUAUUGUGCUGGCGCGUUGUUUCGACCUGAAAGUUUUUAUCUAAAAUCUUUAUUUGUGCGAUGGUAUACUUGAUGUGCUGAACAGUCACCCUAUAUAUGUGUAUUUCGUACGUUAAAGUAGACUUGCUGGUUCCUGUGUGAAGUUAUCAAGUUGAAUAAAGUUGAGCUGAUUUGUUAAAUCACA